CGCAGCCGCAGCGAGGCCGGCGGGCGGGAGUGCGGCGAGCUGGCGCCGGCGGGGCCGGCUGCGGGCUCCUGGCCAUGGGUCCCAAGAGGGUCGGGGCCGGGGGGCCUCCCGAGAGCACAGAGCCGCUUGGGCCUCGCCCACGGGCGCCGGCCACCAUGGCGUGCACCCUGGACCUGGACAAGGGCUGCACGGUGGAGGAGCUGCUCCGCGGCUGCAUCGAAGCCUUCGAUGACUCCGGGAAGGUGCGGGACCCGCAGCUGGUGCGUAUGUUUCUCAUGAUGCACCCCUGGUACAUCCCCUCCUCGCAGCUGGCCGCCAAGCUGCUCCACAUCUACCAACAGUCCCGGAAGGACAACUCCAGCUCACUGCAGGUGAAAACUUGCCACCUGGUCAGGUACUGGAUCUCAGCCUUCCCUGCCGAGUUUGACUUGAACCCGGAGUUGGCUGAGCAGAUUAAAGAACUGAAGGCUCUGCUGGACCAGGAAGGGAACCGGCGGCACAGUAGCCUCAUCGACAUUGAGAGCGUCCCCACCUACAAGUGGAAGCGGCAGGUGACUCAGCGGAACCCAGUGGAGCAAAAAAAACGCAAGAUGUCCCUGUUGUUCGACCACCUGGAGCCUCUGGAGCUGGCGGAACACCUCACCUACCUGGAGUAUCGCUCCUUCUGCAAGAUCCUGUUCCAGGACUAUCACAGUUUCGUGACCCAUGGCUGCACGGUGGACAACCCUGUGCUGGAGCGCUUCAUCUCGCUCUUCAACAGCGUCUCGCAGUGGGUACAGCUCAUGAUCCUUGGCAAGCCCACCGCCCCGCAGCGGGCCCUGGUCAUCACGCACUUCGUCCACGUGGCAGAGAAGCUGCUGGAGUUGCAGAACUUCAAUACGCUCAUGGCCGUGGUCGGGGGCCUGAGUCACAGCUCCAUCUCGCGCCUCAAGGAGACCCACAGUCACCUGAGCCCUGAGACCAUCAAGCUCUGGGAAGCACUGACUGAGUUGGUGACGGCCACAGGCAACUAUGGCAACUACCGGCGCCGCCUGGCAGCGUGCGUGGGCUUCCGCUUCCCCAUCCUGGGUGUGCACCUCAAGGACCUGGUGGCCCUGCAGCUGGCCCUGCCCGACUGGCUGGACCCUGCACGAACGCGGCUCAAUGGGGCCAAGAUGAAGCAGCUUUUUAGCAUCCUAGAGGAGCUGGCCAUGGUGACCAGCCUGCGGCCACCUGUGCAAGCCAACCCAGACCUGUUGAGUCUGCUCACAGUGUCUCUGGAUCAGUACCAGACGGAGGACGAACUGUACCAGCUGUCCCUGCAGCGGGAGCCGCGCUCCAAGUCCUCGCCGAGCAGCCCCACUAGCUGCACUCCACCUCCCCGGCCCGCUGUGCUUCUUGAGGCAUGGACCUCCACAGCCAAGCCCAAGCUCGAUCAGGCCCUGGUGGUGGAGCACAUUGAGAAGAUGGUGGAGUCUGUAUUCCGGAACUUUGAUGUGGAUGGUGAUGGCCAUAUCUCGCAAGAAGAGUUCCAGAUCAUCCGUGGGAAUUUCCCUUAUCUCAGCGCCUUUGGGGACCUCGACCAGAACCAGGACGGCUGCAUCAGCAGGGAGGAGAUGAUCUCCUACUUCCUGCGCUCCAGCUCAGUGCUGGGCGGCCGCAUGGGCUUCGUGCACAACUUCCAGGAGAGCAACUCCUUACGCCCGGUCGCCUGCCGCCACUGCAAAGCCCUGAUCCUGGGUAUCUACAAGCAGGGCCUCAAAUGCCGAGCCUGUGGUGUGAACUGCCACAAGCAGUGUAAGGACCGCUUGUCGGUGGAGUGUCGGCGCCGGGCCCAGAGCGUGAGUGUGGAGGGCUCUGCGCCCUCACCCUCACCCACGCACAGCCACCAUCGUGCCUUCAGCUUCUCCCUGCCCCGACCUGGCAGGCGAGGCUCCAGGCCUCCAGAGAUCCAGGAGGAGGAGGUGCAGGCGGUGGAGGACGGAGUUUUUGACAUCCACUUGUGACAGCUGCUGUGACUGGAUCCGGACUUGAUCCUGCCUUGGAGAUGAGAUCAUAUUGAAGCAGAGCAGGGAGCCUGGGGAGAGGGUUGGGGGUGGGACUAGGGUGUGAGGGUGGCAUGCGACUGACCGACCAACCGACCGACCCAGGAGGGCCAUGGCUAGGGCUGGUGUCCCUAAGAUUGUAUAGACUCUUGUGAAUAUUUGCAAUUUUUUUCCAGAUGGAAUAAAACGGCCCCUGUAACUAA
Ochotona curzoniae (black-lipped pika) is the source of this 2227-nucleotide messenger RNA. It is a transcript of the gene RASGRP2, whose product is annotated as RAS guanyl releasing protein 2. Gene Ontology annotation, biological process: Ras protein signal transduction; positive regulation of GTPase activity. Gene Ontology annotation, cellular component: plasma membrane. NCBI's taxonomy places the organism in Eukaryota, Metazoa, Chordata, Mammalia, Lagomorpha, Ochotonidae. The record is from RefSeq and is a predicted model, not a curated record. Gene Ontology annotation, molecular function: guanyl-nucleotide exchange factor activity; calcium ion binding. The coding region runs from base 75 to 1985 and encodes 636 amino acids. The transcript has 17 exons.